Molecule: messenger RNA, 1280 nt
Organism: Papaver somniferum (opium poppy)
Lineage: Eukaryota; Viridiplantae; Streptophyta; Magnoliopsida; Ranunculales; Papaveraceae
Product: (S)-ureidoglycine aminohydrolase-like
Exons: 13
Coding region: 202-1113 (303 amino acids)
Molecular function (GO): ureidoglycine aminohydrolase activity
Source: RefSeq, a predicted model, not a curated record
UUUGGGUUAUGAGCCUUUUUUGUCACUGUCUGUGUCACCUCCACUCUAUCUACUUUAGCAAUAGCCACAUCAACUUCCACCACUGACUACUACACUCAGUCACCCAGGAAAAGAAUAAACCAAACAAAAACCUAUUCAGCAUAUAGAGGAGAUCGCUCAUUGAUUGCAGGAGCUUAAAAAACACAGAAGGAAAACCCCAUCAUGCUGAAAUCAUUAUUACUACUACCUCUCUUCUUCUUCACUUCACUUGUUUUGCUAAGAUUUGCAGUGGGUAAUGAACAAAGAUUUUGUUCAGCUCCUCCUUCUGAGGAAGAAGACUCAAACUCCAAAUCACAGUAUUGGAAAGUCACUAAUCCAACUCUUUCUCCUCUACAUCUUCAAGAUUUACCAGGUUUUACUCGAAGUGUGUAUAAAAGAGAUCAUGCACUUAUAACCCCAGAAAGUCAUGUAUUAAGCCCUCUUCCUGAAUGGAAAAAUACAUUGGGAGCGUAUCUAGUUACACCAGCAAUGGGAGCACAUUUCGUAAUGUACCUUGCCAAGAUGGAAGUGCUUUCAAGGUCCGCACUACCUCCGAAGGAUGUUGAAAGGUUCAUAUUCGUGGUGGAAGGAAUUGUUACACUGACAAAUGUGUCUGGAAACGCUCACAAAUUACUGGUUGAUUCUUAUGCAUAUCUACCUGCUAAUCUUGAGCACUCAGUGACCUGUGAUGCACCAGCUACUCUUGUUGUUUUUGAACGAAGGUAUGCCAGUCUACCAAAUCAUAUUCCUGAGCAGAUUGUUGGCUCGACGGAUAAGCAGCCACUUCUUGAAACUCCAGGAGAGGUUUUUGAGCUAAGGAAGCUUCUGCCUGUGUCAGCUCCUUAUGACUUCAAUGUCCAUAUCAUGGAUUUUCAACCUGGGGAAUUUCUUAAUGUCAAGGAAGUACAUUAUAACCAGCAUGGUUUAUUGCUUUUAGAGGGUCAAGGAAUCUAUCGCUUGGGAGACAACUGGUAUCCAGUUCAAUCCGGUGACGCAAUUUGGAUGGCACCAUUUGUACCACAAUGGUAUGCUGCACUUGGAAAAACUCGAUCACGAUAUUUACUGUACAAGGAUGUGAACAGAAACCCACUGUAGGCCUACAACUGCGUGCUUGCGAGCAACUUUGGCCAUAUGACUAUUACAAAAGUCGGGUAUUCAUGUGUAAAAAGAAUGUACAUCUGUGGAAAUGACAGGUUUAAAUUUAGCUGUACGUUCUUUAGGUGGUGUGACUGCAAUGAUAGAAAAUGCAAUUAUCUUCGUUA